Miscanthus lutarioriparius is the source of this 351-nucleotide messenger RNA. Lineage: Eukaryota; Viridiplantae; Streptophyta; Magnoliopsida; Poales; Poaceae. The record is from the annotation of a GenBank genome assembly.
AUGGCCGCCACCGCGUCUCUGUCCGCCGUCGCGGCGCCGCUGUCCGUGGCCGGGCUCAGGAAGCCGCUCGGCGCGUCGUCGUUCCGGCCCCUGCAGCCGAGGGCGGCCAGGAUGACGACGGUCGUGCGGGCGUCGGCGUCAUCGUCCGUGAAGGAGAAGGCGGCGGCCGGGCUGACCGCGGCGGCCCUGGCGGCCGCGCUGGUGGUGCCGGACGUCGCGGAGGCCGCGCAGUCGCUCACGCCGUCGCUCAAGAACUUCCUGCUCAGCAUCGUGUCCGGCGGGGUCGUGCUCGUCGCCAUUGUCGGCGCCGUCGUCGCCGUCUCCAACUUCGACCCCGUCAAGAGGGCCUGA